Messenger RNA from Lycium ferocissimum, 831 nucleotides. RefSeq names its product dirigent protein 23-like. The record is from RefSeq and is a predicted model, not a curated record. The coding region runs from base 135 to 692 and encodes 185 amino acids. The transcript has a single exon. Lineage: Eukaryota; Viridiplantae; Streptophyta; Magnoliopsida; Solanales; Solanaceae.
CAUAUAUGAUUUUAAUGUUGCAAUAAGCCAAUAGCUCAGUUCUGAAUCUUGCUCUCCUCUUUUUUCCUUUUGCCUUCCUCUUAUAAGUGAUCCUUUUUUUCUUCCUGACGACAACGUGACGUGUGAGAUACGUCAUGGGAAGAGUUGCUGUGCUUGUCAUAUUAUUGUUCGUGACAAUACUAACAUGGGUGGCUGAAGGACAAGACCAAGAAUCAUGGGCCAAGAGGGUCGACACAGGCAAGGAAGUAGUAACAACUCUUCAAUUCUACUUCCAUGACAAGCUUAGUGGAUCCAAUCCAAGUGCAGUUCGGAUCGCACAAGCUGAUGGGACCAACAAUUCAAAUACCUUAUUUGGGGCUCUGUUGAUGAUUGAUGAUGCACUAACUAUUGGACCAGAACCAACUUCAAAGCUAAUUGGUCGAGCCCGUGGACUAUACGGGUCAGCUGGUCAAACUGAUAUGGGCCUUAUCAUGGUGGUGAGCUAUGGGUUCACAGAUGGUAUCUACCAAGGGAGUUCAUUUAGCCUAUUAAGCUUGAACCCGGCAAUGAAUCCGGUUCGUGAAAUGGCUAUCGUGGGUGGGACCGGUCUUUUCCGGUUGGCUCGUGGGUACGCUAUUGCUCAGACUUAUUCGGCCAAUGCUAGUGGUGAUGCUAUUGUUGGCUACAAUGUUACCCUUGUCACAUAUGUUUGAUUUAUUUAAUGUUUUUUUUACACUGUCUGUGUGUAGAGUGUGUUACAAUUAGUCUAAAAAUUUAAUUUCCAAGCAUAUUUUGUUGAAUUAUCUUAUAUUAUAUUAGCUGCUCUAUUUUAUAAACCAAAGUUUUUGAUAC